Molecule: messenger RNA, 1344 nt
Organism: Hyla sarda
Lineage: Eukaryota; Metazoa; Chordata; Amphibia; Anura; Hylidae
Gene: CCDC69
Product: coiled-coil domain containing 69
Exons: 9
Coding region: 122-973 (283 amino acids)
Cellular component (GO): nucleus; cytoplasm
Molecular function (GO): microtubule binding
Source: RefSeq, a predicted model, not a curated record
UGAAGUUUGUGCGGAGCAGGCGGCAGGUUUAGUGAGUGCGGAGGGGACGGGGCGGAAGGAGAAAGGAGACGGGGGCAAGAUGUGACCGACACCCUGCUGCCUGCAAGACCUGGGGGCGGUCAUGGGCUGCCAGGGGAGCAAGAGCUGCUGCUGCCUCCACCAUGGAGCCAGGAAGAAGAGACGUCACAAGAAAAAGAAUGAGCAAGAGUUAAAUGAUGUAAAUGAUAAUGGGACCCAAAAGAUUAAGGAUAAUGAUCAAGAAAUCAAGAACCUCCUACAGAGAUUCCAUGAGGAGAAGAUUGCCCUGGAAAAGGCCAACAGCCUCAAGCUGGAAGAGCUGGAACGUGAUCUGAAGGAACAGGCUAAGAGAGAUGCAGAUGUGGAAACUGAGCGGCGUCUUUCAGAAAUGAAGGCCAAAAUGGAUGGUAAAAUUGCAGAGCUUCAGAAAAGCUUUGAACAAGAAAAGGCCUCACUUACAGAAAUCAUCACUGACCUAAGAAGCCAGUUGGAAUCUUUCCUGCAAAAACUUCAGAAAAGUGAGGAAUCGGCCCUGAAACAAAACUACGAGAGGCAUAUUAAGGAUUAUGGGAGCCCUGGAGAGUUCUGGGAACAAGAACUGCACAGUUUAUACUUUGUGAUCGAAAUGAAGAAUAAUCUGAUCAAGGAGAAAGAGAAGAAGAUUCUGAACCAGCAAGUUAUGAUGGAGAGAAUCCUUGCACUGGAGGAAAAAGUAAAGAUGCUCCAGCAGGAGAAUGAAGCCCUUCAAGAGCAGACACAGAAGCACUCCACCAUUGCAAUGUGUUUGACUGAGGAGUUACUGAGCACCAAAGCUGCCCUAGAAAAGGAAAUACAGCUCCGGGAGCAGCUUCAGCAUGAUAAAGAGCAGCGUGUGUACCGGGCGGUAAGUGGAGAUGGAUCCCGGCCAUUCUCACUGUCUAUAUCCUCGCAGGACGUGGCAGUUUUGGUAACUUAGACCAAGGACCAUUUAUAAUGAUGGACAAAUCGUUUAAGCAUUGUUUUAUAUCGAGGAGCGGAAGUGUCUGGAUCGGAGUCCUGAUCUGGACAGAACCAGACGUCGGAUUUUAUUUAUUACUUUUAAUUAUUAAAUCAAUAAACCCAGUUUUUGUGAAUGGUGUCCAUGACUGAACUAGCAUAUCACCCCCCUUCACUACUCCGAAUCGGCCAUCGUGUUAUACAGUAACCAAGCCAAGGAUGAAGAACACAACGCACAUUAAACUCGAUAAAUUUCUGCUCUGUUUUACUUGUUGUUUUUGUUGUCCCCAUUGGGGAAAUAAAGUCUGGAUUUCCUAGUCUUGGAACAUAGUUACACAAAAAAGAGACUAU